Molecule: messenger RNA, 1582 nt
Organism: Menidia menidia (Atlantic silverside)
Lineage: Eukaryota; Metazoa; Chordata; Actinopteri; Atheriniformes; Atherinopsidae
Source: the annotation of a GenBank genome assembly
AGCGGACACAUAACUUUCAGAGGGAAAUGGGGCCUCCUCUCCCCCAAACUAAGGGCUGCAGCUGGUGGGCAGUUCCUCAUCUCGGUUUUCACUCUUCAUCAUGGAGGAGGAGUUUACCAUAGAGAUGCUUAUACUAACUGGUCAACUUACUCCGAGUCCUCCGGCAGAGAGUGUGUGAUCUCUGGUCCCACAAAGUCUUUGAUUUGAUCGAAACGACGCGCAGAUAAGCAGAGGCAUCAUGGCUGUGGCGGGCUGCACCAAAUGUAUCAAAUACAUGUUAUUCUUCUUUAAUUUUAUCUUCUGGCUGGCUGGAGGAGUGAUCUUGGGACUGGCUCUGUGGUUACGCCACGACAGCCAAACCAGCAACCUUCUCAUACUACAGUUUGAAGACCAGCAGGCACCGAGCACAUUUUACGUCAGUGUGUACAUACUGAUAGCUGUCGGAGCUGUGAUGAUGCUUGUGGGCUUUCUUGGAUGUUAUGGUGCCAUUCAGGAAUCUCAGUGCCUGUUGGGAACAUUCUUCUUCUUUUUGGUGAUCCUCUUUGCCUGCGAAGUGGCUGCUGCAAUCUGGGGAUUCAUGAACAGAGACACUGUACGUACAAUCUCCAAAGAACUCAUCAAUUUCUACGACUCGGCGUACAUCAAGGCUGUGGAUGUCUCGGGGUCUCCCAGCAAAGACGCAGCCAUCAAGGUGCUGGCGGUUUACCACAAUACGCUCGACUGCUGUGGCAAAGGAGCUGACACCGCUCUCUUCUUACAAGUCGCCACCACCUUGUGCCCUGGAAAAGUUUUAGAAAGCUUUCAGAAAUCACAGAGCUGUCACGAUAAGCUGACUUUACUGUUUUCCGAGAAGCUCUACCUCAUCGGCCUCGCUGCCUUGGUGGUCGCCGUCAUCAUGAUAUUUGAGAUGAUCUUCACCAUGGUGCUCUGCUGUGGGAUCCGGAACAGCCCAGGAGUGUACUAGGUUUCCAGAGAGCAGCAACAGUGCCACAUAAGCCAAUACUAAAGUGUUUUUGUGCGUCGACUCUUUUCCUUUGAGCAUGAGAUGGCUUUUUCUCCUUCUAUUUGUAGGCUAGACUGUGUUGAUAACAUUGCUAACAGAUCACCCUAAUAUUUAGACAGUAAAAGACCUUUCAGAGGUGAGAAGAUAUUUUGUUAUCAUACAACACAAAUCAUAUUAUUCUUUUAUCGAUACAGUUUUUCUGGAAAAUCUGAGCUGAAUCUGUUUUUAUGGUUGUAUAAAUUGUACAUAUACUUACUGUCAUAUGUUAAUGACACUAAGGAAAGUGUGUGUGUUGUCUGGUUGUUUAUGUUGCAUCUUGCUACAACGUGAUGUGAUAUUCAAGCAGGGACUCUGUAAUCAGAUUUCUGCUAAAAAUGUGUCUCUUUUAUGAACUGGUAAACCAUCUCAUGCUAUCUCACAUUGUGAGACAGAAAAUGUACAUCUCCUCUCUAAACCCAUGUUAAAAAUGCUAAUAAAUUAUGUCACCACUCUUGUACCAGUGGUUUCCAUCCUGUUUUAUUCAUGGUCCAAUAUAUAUAUGGUCCAAUAUAAAGCUAUUUAACCAGACGUGGUUUAAUU